AUGAAGCCAGACAUUGAAUCCGCCGCCGCCGGCAAUGGCCCCGACGACGGCGGCAGCAUCGCCGCCCCCGAGAAGCCCGCCUACUCAUCGACCACGCAGCUCGACCUCACCUACGGGCAGACGCAGCGCGGCUUGUCCCCGCGGCACGUGCAGCUCAUGGCCAUUGGCGGCUCCAUCGGCACCGGCCUCUUUGUCGGCAUCGGCGGCGUCCUCUCCAAGGCCGGGCCGCUGUCGCUCUUCCUCGGCUACCUCCUCUGGGGCACGCUCUACGUGUGGCCCAUCAACCUCUGCGUCGCCGAGAUGCACGCAUAUCUCCCCAUCCGCGGCAGCAUCUUUGAGCUGGCGGCGCGCUUCGUCGACCCCGCGCUCGGCUUCGCCAUGGGGUGGACGUACUUUUACGCGGGGGUCAUGCUCGUGUGCGUCGAGUACAGCAGCAUCGCGACGGUGAUGCAGUACUGGACCACGAGCGUCAACCCGGCCGUCUGGAUCGUCAUGGCCAUGGCGGUCUGCAUCCUGCUCAACGUCGUGGCGGUCAAGUGGUACGGCGAGGCCGAGUUCAUCAUGGCCUCUCUCAAAGUCCUGCUGCUGGUCGGCCUGGUGCUGCUGACCUUCAUCACCAUGGUCGGCGGCAACCCGGACCGCGACGCCUACGGCUUCCGCUACUGGAAGGGCGGCAACGCCAUGCACCCGUACUACGCCGAGGGCGACGUCGGCCGCUUCCUCGGCUUCUGGAAGGUGGUCCUCUACGCGGGCUUCACCAUUGCCGGGCCGGACAUGAUUGCGCUCGCGGCGGGCGAGAUCCAGAACCCGCGGCGCACGAUCCCGCGCGUCGCCCGGCUCAUCUUCUACCGCCUCGUCGGCUUCUACGUGCUCGGCGUCCUGGCCGUCGGCAUCAUCUGCAGCUCGCGCGACCCGCGGCUCAUCGGCGCCCUGGCCGACACGUCCGCCGCGGGCGCCGCGGCCUCGCCCUGGGUCAUUGGCAUCCAGCGCCUGCGCAUCUCCGGCCUGCCGCACCUCAUCAACUUCCUCAUCCUCAUGUCCGGCUGGUCCUGCGGCAACGCGUACCUCUACUCCUCGUCGCGGACGCUCUACGGCCUCGCGCGCGACGGCCAGGCGCCGAAAUUCCUGAUGCGCUGCACCAAGGCCGGCGUGCCCGUGUACUGCGUCGCCGUCGUCAGCGUCAUCACCUGCAUCACGUUCCUCGUCUCGUCCACGUCCGCGGUGCAAGUCUUUUACUGGUUCGUCGACCUCACCACCACCGGCCUCAUCAUGACCUACACCAUGAUGAUUGUCGUCUUCCUCGGGUGGCACCGCGCGCGCCGGGCGCAGGGGCUCGAGGACGCCGCCCUGCCGUACGUCGCGCCGCUCGCGCCGCACUGGCCGUGGUUUGCGCUCUUCCUCGGCUGCGUGGCGCUGCUCUUCAUCGGCUUCGACGCGUUUGCGCCGUUUAGCGUGCAGGGGUUCGUCACGGGCUACUUUUGCCUGCCGUACAGCGCGGCUCUGUUCAUGUUUUGGAAGCUUUACAAGGGCACCAAGCUGGUCAGGCCCGAGUCGGCGGAUCUGGUGAGCGGCAAAGCAGAGGCGGAUGCCGAGUGUGCGAAGUGGGAGGAGGGUGGGCUGGAAGAGAACUGGCAGAAGGCGCUGGCGGGGAUGCCGUGGUGGCAGCGAUAUUGGGAAAGAAUGUGGUAA
Akanthomyces muscarius is the source of this 1689-nucleotide messenger RNA. RefSeq lists its product as uncharacterized. NCBI's taxonomy places the organism in Eukaryota, Fungi, Ascomycota, Sordariomycetes, Hypocreales, Cordycipitaceae. Gene Ontology annotation, molecular function: amino acid transmembrane transporter activity. The record is from RefSeq and is a predicted model, not a curated record. The transcript has a single exon. Gene Ontology annotation, biological process: amino acid transmembrane transport. Gene Ontology annotation, cellular component: membrane. The coding region runs from base 1 to 1689 and encodes 562 amino acids.